Molecule: messenger RNA, 306 nt
Organism: Mixia osmundae IAM 14324
Lineage: Eukaryota; Fungi; Basidiomycota; Mixiomycetes; Mixiales; Mixiaceae
Exons: 2
Coding region: 1-306 (101 amino acids)
Source: RefSeq, a predicted model, not a curated record
AUGAGUGGAAUCUCGUGCGCCGUCUCGGGCUUGUGCGCAGACGAGGCUGAUCUUGGCUUGCGACAGUAUUACGACUGCUGCCGCGCUGUCUUGAUUGUCCGCUUCGAUGCUCACUACUCGGAGGACACGAUCGAGAAUCUCACAGCCAGCCUUGAGAACUACUGCGCGCCCGAUCCAAGGGCAGAGAAGCCGAAAUGCGAUGACCCUCGGGGUUGGCCGGGCCAUACUGCCUGCAAUAUCCUUUCGAGCACGCUGACUGUUGACGGGAAUCGCUACACGCCAACAGUAGUGCCUGCCGCGCCAUAA